AUUGCCUUCAUCCACCAUGCAGAGGGUAUCUGAUUCAGUUACGUCAAUCUUCCAGUUGGAAACUGGGGACGGAUGCCUUGCCACCUGCCUGCAAGGGGGUUCAACCAUAGUUUAUAGCGACAAGUUCGGAUUGGGGUGGCGUUUUGGGCUGCAAUACGCAAAAGGAGGUUGGGCUCCUGCUAGAGUGAAGGUUUACCUUGAUCACACUCAUUGCUCGUCGGCGACGGACGCCGCCACGGUGACUGUUUGCCUUAAAGAUGGGUCUGCUUCAGAGGUUCCUUCUUUUGGCAGCAAGACGAUCUCGAUUGCUGACUUUGGCCAUGGGCCCCCCGCACUUCUUGGCUUGUUCUCGCCGUCCACUAUCGUUGCACACCCUUACAUGUGGUUUACGGUCACUACGAAAGCAAACUUUCCUCCAGUUAUCGCUGACCCCCUCAUCAAUACUGCUUCUGCUCUGAGGCAGUCCAUGAACAGCGGUGAAGUCGCCAACACCAAAUACCAUGCCGUGUCCAAGCGUAGAACUUGGAGAUCUUCAGGAGAGACUCGCUUCGUAUAUGCAAAUAGUGCAGUUUUGGACCACGGCGCCGAUAUCGAGCCAGUUCUCCCUUCAUCUCCCAAUGAGAAUUCUUUACUCGUUCACUACCUCACCGAAUCUAGGCUGAUGAGGGACGCCGAGCUACAUCAGGAUUAUGACCUCGACAGCGACAUCGAGGAAGAAGAAAUAAAACAAGGAGCGCCUAGUCAACCCCCGCCUUAUUUUAGCCAGAGCUAUUCCCCUGGGGCGGCACCCGCUGAGUCCGAUUUCUCUGAUACCACUUCCGAUAGCAGUGCUCUAAGCUCGGAUAAUGACAACCUUGGCUGGACGGAAUCGGCGGUUACGCAGCCUCCAGGUUUCCGCUCGACGGACACAUUGACCGCUGAGCCGCUGUCUCGACCCGUUUCUCCUACCCAACGAAUGGUGUUAGUUCGAAACACGGCAUUCGCGACCUGGGCAUCCUACAUAUACUAUUGCUAUACUGGCCAAGUUUCUUUCUAUCCUCUGAAGUCCAAAGAUCCGCUCAGCCGACGUAACAACACAACUCAGACUUUACGCUGCUCUCCCAAGUCGAUGUACCGACUCGCCCUUAAGGUUGGUGUACUAUCUCGCGUCCUUUAUGGCAACAGGUUAACAAGAAUCCCGAAGCUCAAGAACGCACGUUUAGAAGCUCUGGCGUUCCAGGCAAUCAAAUCUAGUUUAUGCGAGAGCAAUAUAUUGGCUGAGGCGUUCUCGUGGUUUACAGCUCAGUACACCGACAUUCAAAACAUGGAGCUAGACCUCCUAAUGGAGUUCCGCAGCACACCUGAGGUAUCAAGUCGUCUGGAGCGAAUGGCUGAAGCUGUUUCCCAAGGAGAAAAGCGUUAUGCACGUGCUAUGCUUCAUGCCUUUUUAGCAAGAUUAACACGGCAAGGGGCGGGCAGUACCGGUACACAGUGAAGUUGCAGCAGUCAUCCCAUCACUUGAUCAGCGUUGUAUUUGUAAGUCGUGUUGUCCUUAUGUUGUCCUCAUGUUGUUGUCUUGUCUUUCACACCUCAUCAUACGUCACGGUGUUGUGUCACCAUGAACUUGCUUUGUUAGGAUUGCUGGAAAAAUUUACGAUCGAGUGUGUACAAAGUUUACCGAUCUACUGUAAUGUCUACUACUGCUAACACAAAUUGGCUUGCUUGACGGAAGUUACGCAUGUCGAAAGUUUGAAAACCCUACUUGCUUUCGGAAACAAGGAAGUAAAACCGUAAUGACGACAUCCGAGACUGGUGAUAAAUCGGCGUUUGAGUUGAAGUUUUGCAUAUUAACGCGAAGGUGG
Molecule: messenger RNA, 1841 nt
Organism: Suillus subalutaceus
Lineage: Eukaryota; Fungi; Basidiomycota; Agaricomycetes; Boletales; Suillaceae
Exons: 6
Coding region: 17-1474 (485 amino acids)
Source: RefSeq, a predicted model, not a curated record